AUGAUGAUAUCUGUUGUAUUGGGUAUUAUGCUUGCAUCUAGGUUAUCUGGUCAACAUUUCAUUAUAGCAAUUGAACGACAUACGCCUAACGAUGGUCAAACCGCAAAUCCUGAAAAAGCAAACAAAAUUAGUUCAAGAUUUAAACGAUUCUUUGGUUUAACAUCAAAAUCUCAGCAACCUGUAAUGUCUGUUAAAGGAUUCAAAAUAGGAAUGUGUACGUUCAAAUAUGCUCAUUUUCAAUCAGAUCCGGAAAAGAUGAUAACAAGUAAUGAAUCAUUGACAACUGUUCCACCUGAUGCAUGUGUUGUCGAAUAUGAAUCAGAAAAUGAACAGAAAAAACGAGAACAACGACAGAAAGAUCGAGAUAGGAUAAAACAAACUCGUGAAGAAUUAAAAAACAAAUAUAAUUCGCAGACUUCGUAA
Molecule: messenger RNA, 423 nt
Organism: Rotaria sordida
Lineage: Eukaryota; Metazoa; Rotifera; Eurotatoria; Philodinida; Philodinidae
Source: the annotation of a GenBank genome assembly